This is a messenger RNA of Penicillium taxi, 1905 nucleotides long. RefSeq names its product histone deacetylase RPD3 (gene rpdA). Gene Ontology annotation, molecular function: histone deacetylase activity. The coding region runs from base 1 to 1905 and encodes 634 amino acids. The record is from RefSeq and is a predicted model, not a curated record. Lineage: Eukaryota; Fungi; Ascomycota; Eurotiomycetes; Eurotiales; Aspergillaceae. The transcript has 4 exons.
AUGGCUGCAGAGCCUAUCUCCAAUGGCGCCGGUGCCAACAACAAGAAGGUCGCUUAUUUCUACGACUCUGAUGUUGGCAACUAUGCCUACGUUUCCGGUCACCCUAUGAAACCCCACCGCAUACGUAUGACCCACAGCUUGGUUAUGAACUAUGGUCUCUACAAGAAGAUGGAGAUUUAUCGUGCAAAGCCUGCCUCCAAAUAUGAAAUGACUCAAUUCCAUACAGAUGAGUACAUUGAUUUUCUGUCUAAAGUCACUCCCGACAAUAUGGACCAAUUCUCUAAAGAGCAAAGCCGAUACAAUGUGGGGGAUGAUUGCCCGGUUUUCGAUGGUCUGUUCGAGUUUUGUGGAAUCAGUGCUGGUGGCAGUAUGGAAGGAGCUGCGCGCCUGAAUAGAAACAAGUGUGAUGUUGCUGUCAAUUGGGCCGGUGGUCUGCAUCACGCAAAGAAAUCCGAGGCCAGUGGCUUCUGCUACGUGAAUGAUAUCGUGCUCGGAAUUUUGGAGCUGCUUCGAUUUAAGCAACGUGUGCUUUAUGUUGACAUCGAUGUUCAUCAUGGUGAUGGUGUCGAAGAGGCAUUCUACACCACAGAUCGUGUUAUGACUGUGUCUUUCCACAAGUACGGCGAGUACUUCCCAGGCACUGGUGAGCUUCGCGAUAUCGGCGUUGGCGCUGGUAAAAACUAUGCUGUCAACUUUCCCCUUCGCGACGGUAUCAAUGACGACUCAUACCAGAGCAUCUUCGAGCCUGUUAUUAGAAGUGUCAUGGAGUGGUAUCGCCCAGAAGCUGUGGUCCUGCAAUGUGGUGGUGAUAGUCUUUCUGGCGAUCGAUUGGGUUGUUUCAACCUGAGUAUGCGUGGUCAUGCCAACUGUGUCAAAUUCGUUAAAAGUUUCAACCUACCCACCUUGAUCUUGGGCGGUGGUGGCUACACUAUGCGCAAUGUUGCGCGUACCUGGGCUUAUGAGACUGGUAUCCUUGUGGGAAAUGACCUUGGAUCUGAGCUGCCAUAUAACGACUACUAUGAGUACUUCGCCCCCGAUUAUGAGUUGGAUGUUCGUCCUUCCAAUAUGGACAAUGCGAAUACCAAAGAUUAUCUUGACAAGAUUCGCAGCCAGGUUGUCGAGAACCUUAAGCGUACAGCCUUUGCGCCCUCUGUUCAGAUGACUGACGUUCCACGCCACCCUCUCGGUGCAGGCAUGGACGACGAGGCUGACGACAUACUUGAUGACGAAGACGAAGAUGACAACAAAGAUAAGCGAUUCACCCAGCGACGCUUCGACCAGUAUGUAGAGAAACCCGGAGAGCUCAGUGAGAGUGAAGACGAAGAGGAAAACGCAGCCAAUGGCAUUCGUCGCCAGCCCAAUGCCAUUCGCCGUCGUAAUCAAACCAAUUACCGCAACCUCGACCCCGCCGAUUCUGGUCUCGAUAGCGGUAUGGCUACCCCGCAAGAGGCGUCUUCGGUUGGUGAUGUCGAUAUGGAUACCGGCAUAGAUAUCAAAAUGGGGGAUGCUCCGCGCACAGAGCCCGAUGUACCGGCAGUACCUAGCAUUGCGAACGGCCAUGAAACACCUGCCACUGAUGCAGAGCAAAUUGCUGCUGAGGACGAUAACAGUGGCCCAUCAGCAACUUCCCUUCCCGACGAAGAUACAGCUAUGGAAGACGCUGGCGCCUCCGCAGUGGAAACUUCCAGGCCUGUGGUUGAGACGCAAGAAGACGUGAAGCCACAGCUGCCGCAAACUACAGAGGACGCUUCCAAGGUGCCGUUGUCUCCCCCGGAAAUUUUAAAGGAUCCUUCUGUGCCUGCCACAGAGCAGGUACCUGAGGCUGAGCCCACGCCUAUUGGGGUAUCGGAAUUUGCAGCCAAGACCACAGCAGGACCUGUAGAGGAGACCAAACAGGAAGAGUAA